Molecule: messenger RNA, 1322 nt
Organism: Wasmannia auropunctata (little fire ant)
Lineage: Eukaryota; Metazoa; Arthropoda; Insecta; Hymenoptera; Formicidae
Exons: 3
Coding region: 98-913 (271 amino acids)
Source: RefSeq, a predicted model, not a curated record
AGGACUGCGUGCCGCGCAAUAACGGGAGCAUUUCUCUUCGCGAUUUGUUUCUCAACGAAAUACAUUUCAUGAUUGCGACUGCCGCUAUAACGUGCACAUGUGGGUGCCCUUAUGUGAUUACGUUCUGCUUAUUACGCGUGAGACGGCAUAUAUAAACGGCGUUAAGCAUAUAUACGAUGUGUUGCUCGUGAAUUCUAACCGGUGUAUUCUAUAUCGCGGGAAUAAGUUAUACGUGGAACGCUGUCAGAGCUUCCUUGCGACAAUAUUCUAUUUAAUGAUGACAAAAACGACAAGAUUUAUGUGGCUGUUACUUGCAGCGGCUGUAAUAGCACAAGCGAAACCGUUGAAUUUAUCAAUCGACGAAUCUAUCAAUGAGAUCGAUAGUGAUAAUACGAAGCUUCAAACAAAAUCAUCCGGAUUGAGGAAACAACAACGGAAUUCUGCUUUGCCGACGGACGAGGCAUCAAUAAAGGAGACAUCGCAAACUGAUGCUGCAGACUCGGCAGCUGGUACUGCGAUCGAUACGACCAUACAGUCCUAUAAGGAAAACUCAACGAUAAGACCGGGUUCUCCGCUCUCCUGGUUUCUGACACCGUUCGUACAGAAGGUCCAGUUCUCGCCACAAUCGUUCCUGCAGGAUCGCCUGCAGCUACUGAAAGAGACGCUAAACAAUCUGGGCAUCAAUGUGCUACAAAAUGUGACGGCGAAGCAACUAACAAGUGUACCCGGCGGCCUAGUGCAUUUCUUGAGUCCGACUGACUCUGGUUUCUACACGAAUCGAUUAGAACCGGCCGGUUUUCUGGGCGGUAACGGCUGGUUCGCCAACAAAGGCGGCAUUCUCGGCGGACCGGGAGCCAUAGUCUCCACCGGCAGCCUUCUCACGGAUUAUCCGACUCCUUACAGGAGGAAAUAGGACGAUCUAUCGUUUAUUCAAACGUGUGUAAAUAAUAUAUGAAGAGCAAAAGCUGCUCUUUCACGUGCAAUAUAAUUAUGAUUAAGCAAGUAUCCUAAAAAUUUUAGAUUCGUCUUGACGUAAAUCGCUUACUAAACAUCGCAGAUUCACUUCCCGUUUAAUUGAGACAUUAAAGAGCAAAAAACAGUAUAAUAUUAAAGAGUGAAAAGCAGUAUGCCUUCCGUAGCCUCUACCUCUUAGGAAAAAGCUUUGACGAAUUAAACAUGAGAAACGCAAAUAGAUGAUAUUAAGUAAAUAAUUAUUUGAAAGGAUCACUCCGACUCUCAAUAGCUUUGAUUUAAAUUAUUAUUAACACAAACGUGAUGUCACAUUUUUUACGUAUUUAUAACAUCUAUAUUACUUUUUAUGU